AUGGCCGAUGAACUGACUCGCUCGCCUUCCCCACCUGUGCACCGUCCGUGCCGCCCCACUGCCAACUCACCCGCCCCCACCCCACCCCCCACAGUGUCGCCUUCUAGUCGUCAAAUCCGAACAACCGAUCCAACUCUCGCAACUGCUCACCGCCCCCGCCCACAGCAUCAUAAACCAAGCUUCCGACUCUCGGCUCCGUCUCGACGCCGGAUCGAUCAACGCCGACGGCUUCGGCGUCGCUUGGUACGGACCCCACGACGAUGCCUCAACCCCUCUAGGUCCUUGUAUCUUCAGGUCCAUCACUCCCGCUUGGAGUAACUCGAACUUGCAUAGGAUCGCGGAGAGGGUCAAAUCACCGCUCGUAUUCGCUCAUGUGAGGGCGGUCAGUAUUUCUCACCAACUCCGAGUCUCGGCGACGCAAAGAAUUUGCACUAGUCAGCCGAGAGAGCUCAUCGAACGAUCUUCCCUACACUAGUCUACCACGGGCGCACUGAGCGAGGAAAAUACCCACCCUUGGUCAUACUACAACCUCGUUUGGAUGCACAAGUACGAUCUUCCCUACUCGACUUUGGUCACGUGUCGACCUAUCUGACCCACCCGCGCUCGAUUCUACACCUUCAGUGGCUGUAUCAGUGAAUUCCGCAAGAUUAUUCGUCAUCUACAAGCCGAUCUGUCGGAUGAAUACUUUGGCGUGCCACAGGUGCGUUCGAAAGGUCCUACCAGUAGAGAGCGCACAUGAACGUGCUCACCGUCCUCGGAUCUCCACCCGCACCAGGGCAAUACCGAUAGCGAAUGGGCAUUCGCCUGUUACCUCGAACGACUUUCCAAAGUGGGUGCGACCGCAAAGGAAACCUGUAGCAUGCAUUCGGGCGGCAGGUGCUGAUCAGACCGUAGUCUACAGAUCACCGAUCCCAAAGCCCGCACGAUCCCUCACCAACUCCUUCGUCAAGCGAUGCUCGAAACCGUCCAACUCAUCAGUUCCUACACACAAAGAAUAGGCGUGACCGAACCGUCCUUGAUGAAGUCAGUUUGGCAUAAAGUGCAUCGUCUUUCGGCUCUUGCUCGUGAACUGAAGACGUUUGGGCGAUACGUGUCAGCUUUUGCGUUAGCGAUGGCGUGAGCGUCGUUUCGACGAGGUACAUCACCAGUGCGACGGAGGAGGUGAGUAGGCUCGGAGAAACAUUCAUCGUAGCGACGCAUGUACUGAGCAGUUCCCCUCUUCUCCCACCCCUUCCCCAGGCUGCAAGUCUCUUCUUCUCCACGGGCUCCAUGUUUGAAGAAUACGAACCAGGGAUGUUCCGCAUGACCAAAGCCGACAAAAGAGAGCGCAUCAUUCUCAUCGCCAGCGAACCCUUGACCUUCGAAAGAGCCGGUACGUACCAUACCUUACCCCCACCCCUGAAACCUCUAACCGAUCUCCUUAUCUCUCGUUUGAGCAGAUUGGGUCGAGAUCCCCUCCCAAUCGCUGAUCGUGAUCACCCCACAAAACAACCUGUUGAAAUACCCCAUCGUGGACCAAUUCUUUCAACAUCAUGCCGUUUCAGUCAGGUCCGAUCGCUUUGCUUCGAGGAAGGGCUAUAGGUGGAAUAGGACUGUACCUACCGCCAAUAAUAAUCCGCCAACGACGACGACGACGCCGACGACAGCGGGGACGGGUUUGGGAACGCAAGGGAACGCGGUCGUUGCGCCGCUUUGA
Messenger RNA from Microbotryum saponariae, 1696 nucleotides. The record is from the annotation of a GenBank genome assembly. Lineage: Eukaryota; Fungi; Basidiomycota; Microbotryomycetes; Microbotryales; Microbotryaceae.